AUAUAUAUAUAUUGAUAUAUAUAUAUUGAUUAAAUAUUUUAGAUGAUCCCAAAAAUGAAUUCACAUUGUACUGGCGUGUUAUUAGCCUCGAAAUUUCUGUUGUCAAGUCGUUAAAAUUUUUCAUAAUCUGGUUUGAUUAACAUUUGCCUGUUUUAGUCAGCAAAGUUUCUAUUAGUUCACAGCCAGAAUUAUGACACUUUAAUCAUUUAUAUCGCAGAUUAACGUAUAACAUAAGUGAACAUCAUGAAGGACCUGCUGCAUUGUAGUGCCCCUGGCAAAUGACAAUUCAAUAUUUUUCAAAACCAUUGUUAAAUUUAUAGGUUACUAGUCGCAUCGACCGCUCGUUAUCUCUAUACAUUCCAUUAGAUUCGAAAGAAAUUUGUUUAGCUUUACCUUGAAUUCGACCCAUGAGCCGCGGAAAGGGUCUUCUUUUUUUCCUUUUUCGCAUUCAUCACAGUUAACACAUUGGUUAGAAUGUUGCGUUGUUUACGGCACUCAAAAACUCAUACGCAUGAUUUGGAAUCAACAGCAGUUGCCGCCGCCGCCACCACCACCACCACCACCCCACCGCCGCACACAACUGAACAAAUUAAACAACAAUGCAAUGAUAUGCAGAAGAAAUUUCAAGAGCCGAUUAAAAUUCUGUUAUUGGGCACAGCCGAAUCUGGGAAGACGACUAUAAUUAAACAGAUGCGUAUAUUGCAUAUCAAUGGCUACACUAAUGAUGAACGCCGCGAUCAAAUUCCUGAAAUCUAUCAAAAUAUACACGAAUCUGUUUAUCAAUUAGUACAGCAUAUGACCAUAUUAGGCUUGGAAUAUCAAAGUUGCGCCAGUAGAAAUAGUGCAGCGUAUAUUAUCUCAUUGGGUGAGACGGCACCUGAGUAUAUGGAUGAGGAGUAUUGCGAUCAUGUUAUGACAUUAUGGAACGAUUUGGGCAUCCGCACUUGCUUUGGACGUUCGAAUGAAUUUCCUUUAUUGGAUAGCACUAAAUAUUUUCUUGAUAAUUUCGAGCGUAUUUCCGACUACGAUUAUAUACCGAGCACAGAGGAUAUUUUGCAUAGUCGUAAAGUAACUACGGGUAUACAUAAAAUUACGUUUCGUGUAAAAAUUCCGAAAACGUUAGGCGGCGGUGAACAAGAGUUUCGCAUGUAUGACGUGGGUGGUCAACGUGAUCAACGGAAUAAAUGGAUACAAGCUUUCGAGGGUAUUCAAGCCGUUUUAUUUCUCAUAUCGUGUGCGGAUUUCGAUCAAUCGUUACGUGAAGAUCCUUUGCAAAAUCGUUUACAAGAAGCUUUGAAUUUAUUUCGCGGCGUAUGGCAAAAUCGUUUUCUCGCCUCGGCCGGUAUAAUUGUUUUUCUCAAUAAGCAAGACAUUAUGGAGCGUAAGAUACGAACGGGUACACAUAUAGUCGAUUAUUUUCCCGAAUUUGAAGAGUUCUGCAAUAGCCCACAAGCUGAAAACUAUUUCGAUGAAUGUGACUGGACGAAAAAAUUUAUUAAACAAAAAUUGAUCGAUAUUACGCAAGAGCCGGUGAAACGACCCUCACGAAAUAAAAUGGAUUACUCGAAACGUGAAUGCUAUUAUCAUUUCACUGUGGCCACCGAUACCAGCUGUAUACGUAAAGUAUUCAACGAUGUACAUCAAAUGAUAUUGCACGAGCACAUGGCUAGCGUGGCUCUGUUGUGAUAUUGUGACAGUACAUUUUUAUUGUAGACUGUGAUUAAUCAAAUAAUUAAGCUUUACAUUUUUGCCCUUAUUAUUAUUAUUAUUAUUU
This is a messenger RNA of Glossina fuscipes, 1774 nucleotides long. It is a transcript of the gene Galphaf, whose product is annotated as guanine nucleotide-binding protein G(f) subunit alpha. NCBI's taxonomy places the organism in Eukaryota, Metazoa, Arthropoda, Insecta, Diptera, Glossinidae. Gene Ontology annotation, molecular function: G-protein beta/gamma-subunit complex binding; GTPase activity; guanyl nucleotide binding. Gene Ontology annotation, biological process: adenylate cyclase-modulating G protein-coupled receptor signaling pathway. Gene Ontology annotation, cellular component: heterotrimeric G-protein complex. The transcript has 5 exons. The coding region runs from base 475 to 1686 and encodes 403 amino acids. The record is from RefSeq and is a predicted model, not a curated record.